Arabis nemorensis is the source of this 1848-nucleotide messenger RNA. NCBI's taxonomy places the organism in Eukaryota, Viridiplantae, Streptophyta, Magnoliopsida, Brassicales, Brassicaceae. The record is from the annotation of a GenBank genome assembly.
AUGAUGGCUAGGGAUUUGUUUGCGCUACUGUGUUUCAUUGUACAGGUGGCUUCGAGCUUGUGUUCUGGUCACGAAAAUGGACGAGGAGACCAAGCACUGUCUCAGAUUGAUAUUUACAGCACAAGUUUUGCUCUGCGUCACACUGCCUCCAUUCAAGCAUCCCCUCAUGUUCUUGGUUCCCAGGGUGAGGACACUGGAUGGGUAAAUGUCGAUAUUUCGAACCCAGAGCCUUCUUCAGACGAUUGGGUCGGAGUCUUCUCACCAGCAAAAUUCGACUCAUCUUCAUGCGCUCCAACCGAUGCCAAAGAGAUAGCUCCUUUCAUUUGCUCAGCUCCAAUCAAGUACAUGUAUGCCAAGUCCCAUCCUGACUAUAUGAAGAGCGGGAAUGCGGUUUUGAAGUUCCUGCUUAUAAACCAGAGAGCUGAUUUCUCCUUUGCCCUCUUCACCGGGGGACUCUCAAAUCCAACGGUUGUAGCCGUUUCAAAUUAUGUAUCAUUUACCAAUCCUAAAGUUCCCGUUUAUCCGCGUCUUGCUUUAGGGAACAAUUGGGACCAAAUGAGUGUAACAUGGACGAGCGGGUACAACAUAGGCGAGGCUGUUCCGUUUGUGGAAUGGAGUGGGAAGGGAAUUCCAAGUAGAAGAUCACCAGCUGGUACCUUGACUUUUACCAGAAACAGCAUGUGUGGUGCUCCUGCUCGUACUGUUGGGUGGCGAGAUCCGGGUUUCUUCCACACCGCUUUUCUGAAAGAUCUUUGGCCAAACCUCAAGUACACUUACAGGAUGGGUCAUGAGUUGGUGAAUGGAUCGAUUAUUUGGAGCAAGAACUACACCUUUAAGUCUUCUCCUUAUCCUGGACAAGACUCGUUACAACGGGUCAUAAUCUUUGGCGACAUGGGAAAGGGAGAGCGGGAUGGAUCGAACGAGUACAAUGAUUAUCAGCCUGGUUCCCUCAACACGACGGACCAACUCAUCAAGGACUUGACGAAUAUCGACAUUGUUUUCCACAUUGGAGAUAUCACUUACGCGAAUGGUUACAUCUCGCAGUGGGAUCAGUUCACAGCUCAAGUCGAGCCUAUCGCUUCUACUGUCCCAUACAUGAUCGCAAGUGGCAACCACGAGCGGGAUUGGCCAGACUCUGGAUCCUUCUAUGGUGGUAAAGACUCUGGAGGGGAGUGUGGGGUUCCUGCGGAAACCAUGUUCUACUUUCCUGCUGAGAACAAAGCUAAGUUCUGGUACUCUGCAGAUUAUGGGAUGUUUCGGUUCUGUGUAGCGGACACAGAACAUGAUUGGAGAGAAGGGUCAGAGCAAUACCGAUUCAUAGAGCGUUGUCUUGCCUCUGUUGACAGAAAGACUCAGCCUUGGCUGAUUUUUAUCGCUCAUCGUGUCCUCGGUUAUUCUACAAAUGAUUGGUAUGGGCAAGAAGGAUCAUUCGAAGAGCCCAUGGGAAGAGAGAGCUUGCAGAAAUUGUGGCAAAAGUAUAAAGUAGACAUUGCCUUCUAUGGCCAUGUCCAUAAUUACGAGAGAACAUGCCCCAUUUACCAGAACCAAUGUGUGGACAAUGAGAAGUGUCACUACUCUGGAGCCUUCAAAGGAACUAUUCAUGUGGUUGUUGGUGGUGCAGGAAGUCACCUGUCUUCCUUCAGCUCGCUGAAACCUAAUUGGAGUAUCUUCAGAGACUACGAUUACGGGUUUGUGAAGUUGACUUCUUUUGAUCACUCAUCGCUUCUCUUUGAAUACAAGAAGAGCAGUGAUGGAGCUGUGCAUGACUCCUUCACUGUCUUUAGAGAAUACAGAGAUGUCUUGGCUUGUGUUCGGGAUAGCUGCGACCCAACAACAUUAGCUUCAUGA